UGACCUGGUAAUUGUAUGGAAGGACAUUGAUUUAUUUAUUUUUUUUUAGAUUAAUAUUGCUACAUGUUUUUUAUCAGGUGAGAAGCCAUUUCGUUGUGAUGAAUGUGGUAUGAGGUUUAUUCAGAAAUAUCACAUGGAAAGGCACAAAAGAACUCACAGUGGAGAGAAGCCUUACCAGUGUGAAUAUUGUUUGCAGUUUUUCUCCAGGACUGAUCGGGUGCUGAAACAUAAACGUAUGUGCCAUGAGAACCGCGACAAGAAACCGAAUAGAAGCGUCACCAAAGUUGGCUUUUUGCCAUCGGAGGAAGAUUCUGGUUUCUCGAUGCCUAUGAAAGACAGCUCCUUGCCAAAGAAAAAAAGGCAGAAAUCAGAGAAAAUGAAGUCUGGCGAUAAGGAUAGCACAGAUAAAUCAGACCAGAAGAAGGACAAAAACGACUAUUUGCCUUUGUACUCUUCUAGCACUAAAGUAAAAGAUGAGUAUAUGGUAGCGGAAUAUGCCGUUGAGAUGCCACAUUCUUCGGUCAGUGGGACGCACUUAGAAGAAGCAAAUUCUGGAGAGAUACACCCACCCAAGCUCGUUCUCAAAAAAGUUAACAGCAAGAGGAGUCUGAAACAGCCACUUGAGCAAAGUCAAACCAUUUCACCUUUAUCCACGUAUGAGGACAACAAGGUUUCCAAGUAUGCCUUUGAUCUUGUGGAUAAGCAGAGUUUACUGGACUCUGAAGGUAAUGCUGACAUUGAUCAAGUUGACACGUUACAGGAAGGGCCCAGUAAACCUGUACACAGCAGCACUAAUUACGAUGAUGCAAUGCAAUUUUUAAAGAAAAAGAGGUAUCUACAAGCAGCUAGUAAUAGCAGUAGAGAAUAUGCCUUGAAUGUAAGUACCAUAGCAUCUCAACCUUCAGUAACGCAGGCAGCUGUGGCCAGCGUCAUUGAUGAAACUGCUACAGCCUCAAUAUUGGACACACAGGCACUGAAUGUUGAAAUGAAAGGUAACCAUGACAAAAAUGUCAUUCCAGAUGAGGUACUGCAAACUCUGUUAGAUCAUUAUUCGCACAAGGCUAAUGGACAGCAUGAGAUAUCUUUCAGUGUGGCUGACACUGAGGUGACCUCCAGUAUAUCAAUCAAUUCUUCUGAAGUAUCUGAGGUCACCCAAUCUGAGACAGUUGGCACAAGCUCUCAAGCUUCCUCAUCAGAUAAAGCUAGUAUGUUACAAGAAUAUUCAAAGUUUUUACAACAAGCUUUGGACAGAACUAGCCAAAAUGAUGCCUAUUUGAACAACCCGAGCCUUAAUUUUGUGACUGAUAACCAGACUCUUACAACCCAGCCAGCAUUUCCUUCCAUGGAGAAGGUCUACACGUCUAUACCCGUCAAUAGCUUUCGAUCGGGAAUGAGCUCUCCAUUAAGAACAACUCCAGACAAGUCUCAUUUUGGACUAAUGGUUACUGAUUCGCAGCACCCUUUUCCCUUUUCAGGUGACGAGGCAAAUCAUUCUUCUUCCUCCUCUACACAGGACUUCUUAGAUCAAGUAACUUCUCAGAAGAAAGCAGAGGCGCAGCCUGUUCAUCAAGCAUAUCAAAUUAGCUCCUUUGAGCAGCCCUUUAGAGCUCAGUUCCAUGGGGCAAGAGCUGGAAUGUCAUCUCAGUUUAGCACUGCCAAUGGACAGGUGAACCUCCGGGGACCAGGGACAAGUGCUGAUUUCCCAGAAUUUCCCUUGGUGAAUGUAAACGAUAGCAGGGCGGGGAUGACUUCUUCACCUGAUGCCACAACGGGCCAGACUUUUGGCUAAGAAAUCUUUGUACAUAAUACUGGCACUUUAGAACACAUUUGUCAAAAGAGGGUUGCUCUGUAUAAGAUGGAGUUCUGUACAGCUUUUAAGAGCGCUAUGUUAAAACAAAAGUAAGCUGAUAUUAGCAAGACCAAUAACUGCUUCU
Calidris pugnax (ruff) is the source of this 1934-nucleotide messenger RNA. RefSeq names its product zinc finger protein 148-like. The coding region runs from base 110 to 1789 and encodes 559 amino acids. The record is from RefSeq and is a predicted model, not a curated record. Lineage: Eukaryota; Metazoa; Chordata; Aves; Charadriiformes; Scolopacidae. The transcript has 2 exons.